This is a messenger RNA of Aspergillus puulaauensis, 1737 nucleotides long. RefSeq names its product acyl--CoA ligase. The coding region runs from base 1 to 1737 and encodes 578 amino acids. The transcript is spliced from 6 exons. Gene Ontology annotation, molecular function: CoA-ligase activity. The record is from RefSeq and is a predicted model, not a curated record. Lineage: Eukaryota; Fungi; Ascomycota; Eurotiomycetes; Eurotiales; Aspergillaceae.
AUGGUCUUCAAACCCGCUGCUGUCGCUGGCACAGUGCCUCCAAUCCCGGACAACAUCCCCAUUAGCGAGUUCAUGCUCACAGAAGGAAAUGGCCGCUAUUCCUUGUCCAAGGCGAGACACCCAUUCACAUGCGGUCUCACCGGGAAAACAUAUUCCACGCUUGAAGUGAAGGAGCGGGUGGAUUACAUGUCGCGUGCGCUCGCGAAGCUACUUGGCUGGGAGCCCAACAGCGGCACCGAAUGGGACAAGACACUUUGCGUGUUCAGCUUGAACACAGUUGACACACUACCCCUAGCGUGGGCGACGCACUCGCUAGGCGGCAUCGUCUCCCCCGCUAACGCUGCGUACUCCGCAGAGGAGCUGCGACACCAGCUCCUUGACGCAAAGCCGAAGGCCUUGUUUACUUGCGUCCCGCUUCUUUCCACGGCGUUGGAAGCGGCCUCCGCGGCGGGUUUCCCAAAGGAGCGCAUCUAUUUGAUCGAUGUUCUACCGGAAAGCGGGAAGAUUCCGACGGAGUACAAAACGCUCUCGCAGCUUGUUGAGGCAGGGAAAUCGCUGCCGAAGGUGGAGAAGGUUAGCUGGCGUGCCGGAGAGGCCGCGCGCCGGACAGCGUUUUUGUGCUACUCUAGUGGAACGUCGGGGUUGCCGAAAGGAGUGAUGAUCUCUCACCGGAAUGUUAUCGCGAAUGUUCUACAGAUAGCAGCUUUUGAGAAAACCUGGCGCGACAAGCAAAAGACUGCCGACGGCAACUACUAUACCGAUGUCUUGCUCGGACUUCUUCCGCAGAGUCACAUCUACGGAUUGGUCGUCAUGUGCCAUGCCGGUCCAUUUAGGGGUGAUCAGGUUAUAGUCCUCCCCAAGUUCGAGCUACGGACGUAUAUGGCGGCUGUUCAGAACUUCAAGAUCUCGACUUUGUUCGUGGUGCCACCAAUCAUUAUCAACAUGCUUCGGAGUCCGGAAAUCUGCGGCCAAUAUGACUUUAGCUCCGCGAGAUCGCUUUUCACUGGCGCGGCACCCCUCGGUAAAGAAACUGCUCUCGAAUUCCAGAAGGCAUAUCCGAAUGUCGCAAUCCGACAGGCAUACGGUCUUACCGAGACCUCAACUGUCGUUACCGCUACACACUUUGAUGAUAUCGUUUUUGGAUCUUCUGGCUGGAUCGUGCCUGGGGCCGAGGCCCGUAUCGUCACCCCUGAUGGUAAGGAAGUGACUAGCUACGACACCCCCGGUGAGCUUUGGAUCCGAAGCCCGAGUGUCGUCUUAGGCUACCUCAACAAUGAGAAGGCCACGAAGGAGACGUUCUCCGACGGAUGGAUGCACACCGGUGACGAAGCCAUUAUCCGGAAGAGCCCCAGGGGCAUCGAGCACGUGUACAUUGUCGACCGCAUCAAGGAAUUGAUCAAGGUUAAGGGUCACCAAGUCGCACCAGCCGAGCUUGAAGCUCACCUUCUCACCCACCCGGCUGUUGCUGACUGCACUGUCAUCGCCAUCCCUGAUGAUUCCGCGGGUGAAAUCCCCAAGGCCAUUGUGGCUAAAUCGCCCGAGGCAGGCCCAGACGACGAGGCAACAAUUAAGUCCAUCAUCAAAUACGUACAGGACCACAAGGCGCGACACAAGUGGUUAAAGGGUGGUGUGCGGUUUAUCGACGCUAUCCCCAAGAGUCCUAGUGGGAAGAUCCUGCGCCGACUCAUUAGAGACCAGGAGGCGGCGAUGCGCAGACAGGCUGGGGCCAAACUGUAA